AUGGAGCAAGAUGGGAUAGAGAAAUCUAAAAGUGGAAAGAUCUUGAAGAAAAGGAGGGAUGAGGAACCUAAGGUCCCUGGAGACGAGGCCGAGACGACGCACCUACGAUCCCUACCUAGCGCCUCCAAUCGCCUUCGCCUCUUCCUGAUCGACCUCCUUGAUCCGGACUCCAUCCUCGCAGCCAUCCGCGACGUCUCGGGGGUGUUCCACCUCGCCUCGCCUUGCAUCAUCACUUGCGUCCAGGAUCCCCAGAGGGAACUACUAGAUCCAACGGUGACGGGGACUCUCAACGUUCUCCGCGCAGCCAAGGAGAGCGGAGUGUGCCGGGUGGUCGUCACAUCAUUGAUCUCUGCCAUCGUCCCCAGUCCUGGAUGGCCAGCGGAUCGGGUCAAGGACGAGAGUUGUUGGACUGACCUUGAUUACUGUCGGCAGAAAGAGUUUACUUGGAUUCAGAAUGAAAUAGAUUAG
Molecule: messenger RNA, 468 nt
Organism: Zingiber officinale
Lineage: Eukaryota; Viridiplantae; Streptophyta; Magnoliopsida; Zingiberales; Zingiberaceae
Product: cinnamoyl-CoA reductase 1-like
Exons: 4
Coding region: 1-468 (155 amino acids)
Biological process (GO): steroid biosynthetic process
Molecular function (GO): 3-beta-hydroxy-Delta5-steroid dehydrogenase (NAD+) activity
Source: RefSeq, a predicted model, not a curated record